Cuscuta europaea is the source of this 2574-nucleotide messenger RNA. NCBI's taxonomy places the organism in Eukaryota, Viridiplantae, Streptophyta, Magnoliopsida, Solanales, Convolvulaceae. The record is from the annotation of a GenBank genome assembly.
AGCUUCUUUCUCUUGGGAAAUUUCCCCAGCUCUUUUGCGCUAUGAAUCUCUACGUAUCUUGCUGGUUUCUGAUGUUUAUGUUUGUUUCAGUUUGAGUUUUCUUGGUCAGAUUUCAGCCCUAACAUCAAUUCUGAGCUUGGAUUUGGUGCUACGAUGUUGAAAGAUGGCCAAAAAUCUCAAAUACGAACUGGUUUUGUGCGUUGUUACUGUUCAUACGCGAUUUAAUUUUGUCUCGUCAAUCUAGCUACUGCAGUGGCUCUUGUUUGGUUUUCUGUACUUCGAGUUGGUGCUGGGCUGAAUCUGUGUAGACGGAAAUUGUUGAGAAGUUUUUGGGGACUCAUUACCGGAGAUUGGGGAAUUCUGUUCACAGGUUUACUGAGCUCUGUCUACUAAACUGGGACGAAAGUCUCUGUUCUCUAAAAGAUUGGAUUGAGGGAGCUAUUUUUUGUUUCUGUGCAUCUCUGAGUCUUGGCCAAACCUAAACACGAACUGGUCGCAAGUUUGAUAGCUACGCCCAGGUCUGUUUUGAACGAACUGGAUGCAGGUUUGAUGGCUACGCCCAGGUCUGUUUGCUUACUACGCCAAGCUCUUUUUUCUUAAGGUCUUUGUGCGAAUUUGUAACCUGCUACGGAUGAGAAAAAAACAGUCUGGGAUUGGGGAGUCCUCAUCUAGGAUUACCCGGUCUAAGGCAUUAAGAUUUGACCUCCUCAACUUUGAGGAAGAAUUCCCACAGCUCACUGAACUGAAGGAACAUGCUGUUACUGCUGGGAAUAAAGAAAUAGUGCAGGCAAGAAUUCAGGUUGAUGCCUCUCCAACUGUGGCAGCCUGUGCUAAUAAGAGUGUGACACUACCUGAUGGAAAGAAGAAUGGGAAAGUAGCAGGGGGGACUACUUCUGAGGCAGCAAACUCAGUCCAAGCUGCUGGGGAAAAAUCUGGAAUUACUUCCAAAAUGCCAAAAUCUGGGCAGAAGGAAAUUGGGGGGACGUUGGUGGCAGCUAGCAAGACUACACAAGAUGAUUGAAUAUGCCAACCUGCUAAGGUUACAGCUGAAAUUCCCUUGCUCAAAUCGCAGGCAGAAAUGCUUACUGCCCCUGCGCAAUCUGCUGCUAAAAUUGCUAAAACUGCUGCUAUAACUACUGAAAUGGAAAGAAAAUCUUGGAAUGAUCUGUUUAAGGACAACCGAGCCCCAACGCACGGCCUUAAACUGAAAUAUGUCCCACCCAAAGAAAAGGGACUUGAUUUUGCUGAUAGGAUUUUUCCCUCUAUGACCGAGAUGUGGGGUCACUGUCUCGUUGGUUUUUUCACCGGUACUUUCCCCGGAUUGAAAGCGAUUCAUGAACUAAACAAUGAAUGGGGAGUGAAGUGCCUUGUUAGGUCCCAUAAAAAGGGUUGGGUUAUAUUCAAGUUUUCAAGUGAACAGGAUAGGACUAAAGUGUUGAAUGGAGGACCGUACUCCAUUUUUGGGAAACUACUAUUUCUUAAAGUACUCUCCGAUGAUUUCUCUUUUGAUGAUGAAGAAUUUUUAAAGGUGCCAAUUUGGGUGAAAUUCCCUAAUCUACCCUUAAAGCUAUGGAAUGAGGAGGCGAUGAGUGAAGUGGCGUCUAUGGUUGGUGUCCCACUAACUACGGACAAGGUCACCCAAGACAAGAGCAACCACAAUUUUGCUAGAGUGCUUAUCGAAGUGGAUGUUUCCAAGCCACCACAAUUAUCUUUUCCUAUACGACUACCUUCUCGAAAGGUAUUCAAACAAUUUGUGGUAUAUGAAACAUUUCCUAGUUUUUGCUUUCAUUGUAAAGAGUAUGGACACCAUCCUUUUAUUUGCAAAAUUCUGGCCGAAAAGGAGAUUAGUGCAACUGAACCCGAUGCGAAAGUAGGUGCACUGGAGAGUACAUGCUGCGCCAAACCAAAUGAAGCUCCUGAAGCUUUGGUACCUGCUGUUCCAGAGGUGGGAAUUCCAGCACCUGUUUUGGUACCUGCUGCCAAUGUUGAUGUUGCGCAGCCUGCUGAGCCAAACCAGACUGCUCUGGUUGCUGCGUUGGUAGCUACUUCCACUACUUGUGUGGAACUUGCUGUUGCCACCACACCGGUGGUACUUGCUGCGGCACAGUUGGAUGGAAAUGAGGUGGCAAACUCGCUGCAAUUCCCAGAAGUUGUGCUGAAUGGAAACGAAAGUGCUAAAAAUAAGAACAAAAUUAAAAAGAAAAAAAGGAAGACGGGUAGGCCAAGGACUUUCAAAUCUGGCGCUAGAGCACCGAAAAGGAUUGAAAAUGAGAGUUCAGGAUGGUAUGAGACCGACAACUCUAAGGGGGAGGACCUGGUUCCAGAGAGGAUGACUCUUUUUGAAUUUUUUAGUAAUCGGGCAAAUGGGAAGUAAUAAAUGACUGGAAUAGUUAGUCAGUUUAUUUUCGACUUUGUGAUAUGGGGGUUGUCCCAUUUUUAAUUGAAUGAUUUUAUCUAGGUUAGUCUUUUCUAGCUUAGAUAGUCAUUGAGGUCUUUUGAUGCAUUGUAAAAUGCUAUUUUUUGGGUGCUUAUAUAUAUACUUACAUUUCAUCCAAAAAAAAAGAAGGGUUUGUG